Molecule: messenger RNA, 1693 nt
Organism: Drosophila ananassae
Lineage: Eukaryota; Metazoa; Arthropoda; Insecta; Diptera; Drosophilidae
Product: serine protease snake
Exons: 5
Coding region: 363-1628 (421 amino acids)
Biological process (GO): proteolysis
Molecular function (GO): serine-type endopeptidase activity
Source: RefSeq, a predicted model, not a curated record
CACUACCUUUAAAUCAGUUUCACCUUUUACUUAAUCAAAACAACUAGUUUAGUUUAUAAAUAAGAUUAAUACGUAUAUUAUAUAAUUGAAACAUCACGUGCCAAAAUUAUACCAAAAUAAACGCCAUAAAUGCGCCAAGUUCAAUGAGCCACAACGAAACCUUAUCGGAUCAUCAUAUUGUUCUACGUGUGACUGACGAUUGUUUACAUUUGGUUGAUUGGCACUUUGGAAGUUGCCAGGCGGGUUUACGAGAUACGAUCGCAUAUGUUUGAAGCCCUCCACUUGUGAUCUAAGAUCUGUGCCCGCUGCAGUCUGCAUCUGGUACUGAUCAGGAAAGGAGAUUCUAUCCGAUCUUCUCCAAAAUGAACUCCCUAUUCGUGUUUAUGUUUCUGAAUUAUGUAGCUCUGCUACUAUUUUAUAUACAAUCCGUUCAAGCCAUUCCAGCUAAGAACCCCCUAUUGCAGCGAGAUAUUAUUUUUCCCAAGGAGUCCUUUGACGAAUGCUUCACCGAUGAUGCCAACAGGACGAAAGGCACUUGCUGUCGCAUGGAGGAGUGUCCUUCGGCGAUGAAGAGAUGGAUCGAGAAGCGGGAAUCCCCCAAGACCUGCUACUUUGUUAAAUUCGAUCACUUUGUGUGCUGUGAACCGGAAACGGAUACCCGCAUACCGGAAAUAAGCACCGUAGUGCCACCUAUAACUCUACCAACCACAAAUAAUCCCAAUAGGGUUCCGUUCGUUAACCGUAGCAGUCAGGAAGCUUGUUAUUUCUACAACAACCUGCAGAAGGUCAGUGGCAACGAGCUCACCUUUGUGUUCUCCGUUGUCGGCGGGAUGCCCACCCGCUACAGGGAAUACCCCUUCAUGGCGGCCCUCGGCUGGCGAUCGAACUUUGACGACAAGACCAUAUACUAUCGCUGUGGCGGAGCCCUAAUCUCGGAGAGAUUCGUUAUGACGGCAGCUCACUGCAUCGACUUUGGCGGGGAUCCCCCCAGCCAGGUGCGUUUGGGCGGCGACAAUCUGACCUUGACGGAGGGAGAGGAUCUACGCAUCCGUCGGAUCAUAGUCCACCCGGAGUACGACUCGAGUACGGACUACAACGACAUCGCCCUACUGGAACUGGAAGAACCUGCGGCGCCAGAACUAAAGCCCUCGUGUCUCUGGUACGAGCCGGAAUUGGCCAACUCCGCGGUCACGGCCAUCGGUUACGGCCAGACGAGCUUCGCCGGACUCUCCUCCGCCCAGCUGCUGAAGGUGCCGCUCCAGCGAGUGUCCAACGACAUCUGCCGGUUCCACUACUCCGCCGACCAGCUCACCCGUGGUCUUCUGGACAGUCAGCUGUGCGCCGGAGACGACGCCGGAAAGCGGGACACUUGCCAGGGCGACUCCGGCGGACCUCUGAUGAUGACGAGCGGCUACCUCAGCUACGUGGUGGGGAUCACCUCUCACGGGCAGGGAUGCGCGAGUGGACCGCCCACGGUCUACACCAGGGUGUCCAGCUUCCUGGACUGGAUCGAGGGGCAUGUGUGGCCUCAGGGCUUUCAGGUUCCGAGGCGGCAGCCGCAACCGAUGCUCCAGUUGCAAAGGAAAAGAGAAACUAGUCCGGAAUUCGAUUUGAGAUCCAUUUUCUAAGAAUUCAUUUUAUAAUUUGUAGUUUUUAGAAUAAAUAUUUUUAAAUAAAAGAAGUGGCGCGUAAA